Lytechinus variegatus (green sea urchin) is the source of this 1992-nucleotide messenger RNA. RefSeq names its product lengsin-like. Gene Ontology annotation, cellular component: cytoplasm; membrane. Gene Ontology annotation, molecular function: glutamine synthetase activity. The transcript is spliced from 3 exons. NCBI's taxonomy places the organism in Eukaryota, Metazoa, Echinodermata, Echinoidea, Temnopleuroida, Toxopneustidae. Bases 270 to 1613 code for a protein of 447 amino acids. The record is from RefSeq and is a predicted model, not a curated record.
GUGUAGUCAGCGCCAUACCACACGGCGCACCCAUGCAGUAUAGUGUGAGCAGACCACCAAAUAGGAUCCUGUAAAAUUCCGUCGUGAAUAUUAUUUUAUUUAACUUCGCUAUAAAUCGUUAUCGCUAAAGGAAAAGCAUCAACGAAAAUCAUCGUCCAAGCAACAGAUGUGUAAAGCAUAUACCGACGAAGGCAAUCUAUUUAGGCAUAUAUUGGCGAUUUGAAUUACAAAAAAGUCACGCCUUCACGAACAAAACAGGACAUUCAAGAAUGGAUCUUAAUAAAAUCCUUGCAAUCAUCAAAGAGGAAAACCUUUUGGCAGUACGCUUCGAGCAGACUGACACUAAUGGGAUCGCAAGGUCUAAGCUUGUACCUGCUAGACAUUUUAAAACAAAGGCAACGGAAGGGCUGCAGUUCAUCCUCUGUCAUCUAUCUUUUGACGUUCAGCUAAACGUUGCCACCAAUUCUGGCUAUGCAGAGGAGAUAGGUUAUGGAGACGCUGCCACUUUUCCUAUUUACGACACGUUUCAAGUUCUUCCAUGGUUGGAACGAACAGGUCGAAUCCUGAUCGAGCCAACUUGGAAAGGUUCCGAAGUAGAGGGUCAUCCAAGAGUUGUAGCUCGCAGACAGUUGGAGAAACUGAGGCAACUCGGUAUAUCUCUCUACUCAGCUCACGAACAUGAAUUCUACGUGGUGGAUAAAGAAACAAAGAAGCCACUCAACGAAGAUAAAAACGCACAUUCUGCUAUUCGAGAUACACCAUACCAUAAUCUUCUAAACAAGUUCAUGGAAUAUCUUCCUAAGGUUGGUGUAGAUGUUGAGCAUGUCGAGAAUGAGUACGGGCCUGGUCAACUUGAAAUCUCUUACAAACCUGCUUUUGGAAUAAGUGCUGCUGAUAAUGCCCACACCUACAAGACAUCUAUCAAAGAAAUUGCCAUUCUAAAUGGAUAUAUGGCAUCUUUCAUGUCUAAGCCAUAUCCUAACAAAUCUGGUUCAUCUAGCCAUUUCAAUCAUUCUCUUUGGGAUAUCAAUGAGAAAGUUCCACUCCUUUACGAUGCAAACGAUCCAUUGUCUCUUUCUGAAACAGCUCAACACUGGAUCGCUGGCAUCUUAGCUCAUGCUCCUGCCAUCGAAGUUCUUAUGGCUCCAACCGUCAAUUGUCUCACCAGGGUCACCCCACACACAUUUUCCCCAAUCAACGCUACCUGGGGCUUCGACAACCGUACGUGUGAUAUCCGUGUAAAAAUCAACGGUCCAGAAGGAACCUACAUUGAACAUCGCGCUGGAGCCGCUGGAUGCAACCCAUACCUAUCUCUGGCUGCAACAGUUGCAGCUGGGAUUGAUGGCAUUGUCAACAAGCUUAAAUUGCCACCACAGGUCACUGGUGAUGCCUGUGAAGAAGCCGAUCUUCCUCCAAAAACAGCCAACCUCCCAACAAACAUGGAGGACGCCCUCACUGCUUUGACCAACGAUGAAACAAUCUGUGAUGCUCUGGGUAAAGAUUUCAUCAAAUGCUUCACAGCGGUGAAAAUUUGCGAAGCUAAGCAGGCGAGGGAAGCUGAAGCUAGAGGCGACAAAGAUUGGGCCUUCAACUUCUAUUUUGAAUACUUGUAGGUUAUUUGUUGUAUGAUAUAGAACGGCAAAUAGCUUCAGGGGUCAACAUCUUCAUUUGUACGCUAUACUAUUAUGGGUUACUUGUUGAAUAGAGGGAGACAAAGUAGUAGUUGAAGGACGUAAAAAAAUCGGAUGUAAAAAAAGAAAAUAAUUUCUUUUUAAAGUUUCGCUUACUUUCAUUAUGCACAUUCUGCGUCGGUAUGCAAAUGAUGAGACUGAUGACUGCAUCCUCUCACUAUUUCUUUGUAUUUCAUUGUGUGAAUUAUGAAAGUCUAAUUUAAGUCUAAUUUACUCCUCGUUGUCAGAUGAAAACAAAUAAUUCCUCCCUGAACAUGUAGAAAAGCAUUGUUUAAUACUAUAUGGUUCAGUCAAGUUGGUC